Molecule: messenger RNA, 1428 nt
Organism: Penicillium canariense
Lineage: Eukaryota; Fungi; Ascomycota; Eurotiomycetes; Eurotiales; Aspergillaceae
Product: DUF563 domain protein
Exons: 1
Coding region: 1-1428 (475 amino acids)
Cellular component (GO): endoplasmic reticulum lumen
Molecular function (GO): protein N-acetylglucosaminyltransferase activity
Source: RefSeq, a predicted model, not a curated record
AUGCCAUUGAUAAGCCUUAGCAGCUUCGGUCACAGACGUGCUUCACUGCUUCUUGCGUCCUCUGUGUUGAUUUCGCUGAUCCUGCUCGCCUAUUAUUAUCCAUUGCUACCCACUUAUGGGCGUCUGGAGACAGAAGCAACUAUCUCUGCCGAAGGAAAGCCAGUGCCCCAUCUUCCGGCUGAAUACACCGGUAUUCCCGAAGAACAACGCUUCUGUGCAGAGCGAUUUGGAACGACAUACCUCGAAAAUCUUCGUGAUUCGGCGACGCAGUACUGCAAUGGAUCGUCCGCGCUGACUUGCUUUCAUUCAAAGACUGUGGAUCGAUGGGAUUCAUUCUGUUUUGGAAAAGGUGCCAAGUUCGAUCCAGAGGAUGGGAAAUUCCAUCUAGAAUGCGAUCUACAUCAGCACAAAAAGUCCGACUCCGGCCCAGAUUAUCCAUAUCCCGAUCAUUUUCAUAGAUAUAUGUAUGAUACCGGCCCUGGUGUGGUGUUCAAUGGGUGGGUUAACCUUGACGAUGAAACCCGAGGUUCACCACAAGAAACCCCAAACUACAGCAUUCUGGUCAAGCGAGAGGGUGCCACUAACCACUGGCACUCGUUGAUGGAGAUAUUCUCCAUGAUGCUGACCAUGGAUGUACUGCAAAUGGGCCAGCCGUCGAACAAGAAUUCUGCACACUAUAUUCCUGUGCGUGACGCAGCGAACACUCAGUUGGUCAUUCUCGAUGAUAAGCCGGAUGGGCCAUAUUUCGACAUGUGGUCACUUUACGCAAAGAAAGGAGUCGUCCGCCUCAAGGAUAUCUCAGGAAACAUGACCAUUGAAAAUACUAUCAUCCCACUCUCCGGUGGAAGCAAUACCUUGUGGCAGGGGGACUGGGAAAUCAACUCUUGCGAAAAUUCAGCAACGUUGAAGGCCUUCGCCAAUCGUGUUCUGGCCCUCUACGGUAUGCAUGACACCAGGCCACGACAAAGUGAGAAAAUCACAUUCAAUUUUAUCAACCGAGUUUCCGGACGAAGACUUAUCGACAUGGAGGAGUACUUGGCGCGGCUUCAAGAAGACUUCCCUCUCAUCGAAGUCCAGUCCAUUGACUUUGCUUCAAUGUCCUACAAAGAGCAGUUGGAGAUUAUUCAAAAUACGGACAUCCUCGCUGGCGUCCACGGUGCCGGUCUUACUCAUGGUAUAUUCCUGCCCCCUGGUUCAGUCAUGGUGGAGAUUUUGCCGCCCGGUCUCAAUCAUAAGGGGUUCCGUAACGUUGCUGCACUUCGAGGCCAUGAAUACUUCAGUAGCCAUGCAUCAAAUACUCCUUCCGCUAAGGCGGGCGACUGGCAUUCUGAGGAUGUCUUUAUUGAAUUUGAGAGAUUCAAAGAGCUCACGAAUGUGGCCAUCAAAUCACUGUACAAUAAAGGAAUGCGAAGCCAUGAUGCCAGCUAA